GACGUAAUUGGGCGGAGGCUCUCAGUAUUUACACCGACUCUCAAGGCCUGCAUCACACUAUAAAAGUCCUUUGACAUACUUACUUUGAUCUCGUCCACGAAGGCAAUCAACCCGUGUGGCUACGACUUACAUGAAACUGGAUCAACAGCGAGGAAAACUCCAAAGAAAUUGAACCGUGCCAUUUUCGUACUGUACGACAACGAGGAGCGCUAAUGUCGGUACAUGAAGACCAUGAGGUCCAAUGGGGAAACGCACCCCCAUCGGCUUUGGAGAAGACUGUUUUCACGUUUCUGUAUACCAUGUGUAAAGAUGCGGAUCACUCGUCGUUCUUUGCAUAUAUACUAUUAGUGAUCGAGGACGUGCAACUCAUCUCCUUCAGCUGGGUUCCCGAAGCGAUCCCCGGACUUCCCCAUAUCAUUCCUGAGGUAAUGUAUCCAUUGGAAGCCGUCUUCCCACACUACGACGUUUUCUUGGUGCUGUUUUUUAUUGCUAUUGCCACAAUGUCAGCCACGAUUGUUUUGGCGACAUUCUCAGCUAUUAGUCUGCAACAAGGGAGCUUCAAGUGGAUAUGGCCUCUCGUACUCCUCCGCUUGCUUAGCUCAAUGGUCGCCACGGUUUUCUUUAUGCCGUUCAUGGAGAUUUUCAUUCUAGCCGUCGUUUGUCGCCCGUUGUCACCUGGUGCGACGCCACAUCUUAGCGACUUCCCGGAAACAGAGUGCUUUACUGCCUCCCAUUGGCCCAUAUUCAUUUUGGCCAUUCUGGGUCUGCUCGUAACGGUACCCUUCGGCAUUCUUGUCAAUUAUAUCUAUGUGAUUCCAACUCCAGACAGCAGGAAUCCCAUGGCUAAAGCUCAUGGAUUGUUUGAUGUCUUGUAUUUCAUCCUGAAAGGCGUUUUGGUUCUCAGUAGCCGAUUCACCUCGGAAACCGUUGAGCUUAUCAUUCUCACUCUCAUCAACGUACUGUUGAUCGGAGCGUCUUUGCACUACAUGCCAUACUUCGAAAAAAGGGUCAAUAACCUCCGCACCUCUUUGCUUUCUGCGUCCUUCCUAUCGUCGAUGGUGGCAAUGAUAAGCUGGAUCCAGCUGCGGAGGAGCGACGCAUCAGCGACAUCGGUUACUGCUGUACUCGACGACGAGAAUCCUUCAUCAUCCCGCACAGCGCUCGCGGUCCUUGUUUCCCUGCUGCCCGUAGGGCUUGUGGGAGGCUGGUAUCUUUCCGAAUUCUUUCGACGCUUCAAAGUGACGCGAAUAAUGUCGAAUCUCGAGUUGAAAUUGAAAAUGGAAGAAUCGGGUGAUAAUUUUGCGCUUCGGCCCAAGAACAUCAAGGAAGCGAGGACUCUUGCUUCGCAAAGGAGCUCGUUUCUUCGGGAUUCAGGCGCUCUUGAAACACUCGAGCGCGGUGGGCGGAAACUCUCGCUCUUUGUGGCAUCUGAUGCUAUCUCACCCAGUGAUGCGGUAAAUACACCACAUGGUGUCCCCGAUUCGGCAAUUGUGGCUGGUUUCCGCAAGGAAGCCGCCAAAAAAAUGAGCCGGCCGCCCGUCGUGCUAUGGUCCCCGCACGAUGCGGAUAUAGCUUGCAGAUUUUUGCGUGACAGCGGAGCUUCACCGGCUGGCCUCCGCAUCAUGAAACUUGUGUUUGAGGAAGCGCUUCGCCAAUACCCGAAGAAUGCGCAAUUGUCGUUGAUGUACACGUACUAUCUCGCCCGUUGGGGUGAUAAUCCGGAAGAGUGCCUUCACCAAUUUUCCGUCACCAACACAUUUCAGCCUUCCCUGGAUGUUCGAUUCCGCGUUUUUAUGGAACAACGAGAUUUUGCCCAGGAUCAGAACGCGAAGGGGUUGGCAAAAUCUUCGUUGGACGUCGCCAGCUAUGUCGAAUAUCAAUCAUUGGAAAGACGAGCAUUGCAAGCGCACGUGGCCUGCGUGGUCAAUCUCAAGCAGUUCUGGGCAGAAGUCUCCUUGCCCGGAGGAGGAGCACAUGGGGAUGUACCUCAAAUUCUGAGUUCACUCAGCCGAGCACAACACGAGGCUGAGAUGACUUACGAAAAACUCGUUGCGAGGUUUCCGAGAUCGAAAAAGAUAUUGCGAAUGUAUGCCAAGUACCUUGUUACGGUUACGAACAAUAUGGAUAGGGGCCAGCAACUUCUCAGCCUUGCUGACGACAUUGAAAGCGCUGAGGCCAAGGCGAGCUGGAAGCAAACAGCGGCUCAGUUUGAAAAUGCGCAUCGUCUGGCGGCGGCCAGAGAUACAGGUGCUUUUGAAGCGGUUGGAGGAACCGAUGUCCCGGGAUUACGAAAGGAUUUGGAACAGCAGGUAGCGUCUGGAUCGCUGGGGCAGUUGCAAAAGGGAGCUCCGAGAAGGCCGUCGGUUCCUCUUGCGCCGCGAACGGACCUCUCGGAAGUUUUGCGCAAGAGCGCCUUGAAAGAGAGCGGGAAUCCUUUAUCGAAGGUUUUUGAUGAGCUUGAUCGAGAUGUUUCGACAGUUGCCAGCACGGGAGAUCAGUCGCCUCGCCUAAUCAACGAGGCGCUUGUUGAAGGAUUCCCAUGGCGAAUAGAAAGGAGCGACAGUGUGGCUCAGGGAAGCGAUGUCGGAUACGGUUCGGGCCCCCGCAAGGUGAAAAUUGUAUCUCACUCGAACGUUGUCGGUGAGGGGCGAUCCUACGUUCCCUCCCCAUUAGCUGCGGAUUCGGAGCAAAUUGGGGAAGCUGAUAAGGACUUGAGCGCAUUUCGGAAACCCAAAUCGGUCGCCUCCUCCGUGGAUUCCUCAAAAGCCACCAGAAAGAAAAGGUCCCGUCAAGAUCGGCUCAGUGAAAGCUUGACAGCCAAGUUUCAGCGGCUUACCCAUUACGUGCAGAUAUGCUGCGGGAUUGUGCUGGGACUUCUGAUAGCGAACUAUGUGGUGUCCAGUACCUUGUAUGCGACCGCAAGCCAAUAUCUUAACACUUUCGAGGAUGGGACACGAGCACGGCGUGGAGCUAUAUUGGCCGUUCAAGAGGUUCGACUCAUGACCCAUUAUGCACAAACGAGCCCAGAUAAGGCCUCAUGGCAGUUUCAUCAUGACAAACUACUCGGCGAGGCAGGUCGCUUCGCCCGCUUGAUACUCCCAAUCUUGUUUGACAAUGCGAAUGAUCCUUUGACCUUCACCGUUCUCCGGGCAAAAAACUCGUCUUACAGCGCAGAAAAAGAGGUUCUACGGAAGAAUGCGUACACGCUCGGAACUGCACUUUCGGACAGUAUGGGCAUUUUAUUGUCGCUUCCUUACGAACGCUGGCAAGAUUCUGCUCUAUUGGAAGACGUUGACGUUCGAAUGUUGCUGGAUAAUUCGCUUCGGAUCGGCGACGCCUUUGAUGAUGCCGCCCACAGCCGUUUGAAAAGUUAUAUCAGCCACUCCGACAAUGACAGCCUGAAAAUCACGGGAUUGAUGGCAACGCUCAUUGUAGUUGUCAUCGUCAUGGUGGCCCUUAUCUACAGGACGCUGCUGCAUUCACACCGGGAACAAGAUAGUAUUUUGAAAGCUCUCAGGAGAAUCGGGAAUCGCGACAAACGGCAGAUCAAGGAUAUGAUCGAAGAAGAAAUCGAGCAACUGGCUGAACAUCAAGACGAUCAUGCACGGAUGGGUUUCACAGAUGCUCUGCAAUUUGGCGGACGGCUUAAGAUGCGGCUAUCCGUCAAACACCGUAUCAUGUACAUUUUAUCGUCCUUGACGCUUACGACCCUGGCCAUUGCUCUCUUCAUCCCGCCUCUACUCUUCCUUGGCGUCACCAACACCACGGCGACACUCAUUAUGAGAUCGAAUGAUCGACGAUAUACGUUUCAAGUCAUUUCAUUCCUCAGCCAUGAGCUCCCCGCUAACGACCUGAUGACAUGGGCCCCUUUCAAGGUGCAAGAAGAGUUAUAUUACCGCAUAUGGCAUCUCUCCGAUCAGCACGAAGCAACGUUGCACAGUGGGGAUGGCAUCACGACAAACCGCGUCCCAGAGUUGCAGACAGUGUGUCGCAGAGGGCCCAUCUGCUUGGCUGACGCUGGUUGUGGGUCAGAUGUACGGUCCUACAACGAUGCCAUCGGCUUCACUCAAGACUUUGUGAUGGCGGGUGUGGACCAUCUCCUUGAUGUCUUCCUCGACCGAGCGAAGCGAAACCUCGCCAACCCGCCGUAUACCUACAACAGCACAGAUCUCUACUACAUAACGCAUUUGGAGGACGAUCUCGCGGACGGCUUGAGGGUGGUCGACGAGCUGCUUUUAAGGGUGGCGCAGGACAAAGGACAUUUGUAUAUCAACCUAGACAAAGGAAUACUGGCAGGAGUACUUGUGUACUUCGUUCUCUUCUCCGCGGUCAUAUUUCGGGUGAUCUUGAAAUCAGCGCGGCUACAGCUCGAACAGAUGGUUGGGAUCCUGUUUUGGAUCCCCGCCGAGAUUGCACAGGGUUCGGCAGAUGUCCAACGAUUUAUUCUCGCAGCGGAGGGGCGGGAAUCGGAGGGACUCGAGAAUUGAGACGGUGGCCGAGAUUUGACUUACCAGAUUGGGGAUCGGCCGUUGGGCACUUAUACAGAAGCAAUGCGAGAGACUGAACAAAAACUGUGAGCGCCUCCCUUUCAACCGUAGAAGGAUGUAGCUCAAUGAAUCGAGGCUUGAGGAUAUUCUAAUUCACGUCUGGUUCAUCCUUUCAUUCAAACUCACAUCUGCUUCAAUCCUGCAUUCAUUGGGAGCCGCCGGAGGCGGGAGACUGCCAUGGCAGCAAAGUAUGUCAGGUUGGCAAGCGCUACACUGUGCUAUACACUGA
Molecule: messenger RNA, 4776 nt
Organism: Fimicolochytrium jonesii
Lineage: Eukaryota; Fungi; Chytridiomycota; Chytridiomycetes; Spizellomycetales; Powellomycetaceae
Exons: 9
Coding region: 213-4487 (1424 amino acids)
Source: RefSeq, a predicted model, not a curated record